UCCUCGUCAAAAUCCCCAAGUCCAAAAAUUAUUCCUUCUUCACAUCCCAUCCCUCUUCUCUACUUUAUUUAUUUCCCUCUAAAAACGAAAAAAAAAAAAAAUGGAUAAAAGAACAUGCAAUUCUCAAGAUGUUGAAGUUAGGAAAGGUCCUUGGACUAUGGAAGAAGAUUUAAUUCUCAUCAAUUACAUUGCUAAUCAUGGUGAAGGUGUUUGGAAUUCCCUUGCUCGAUCUGCUGGUCUGAAGCGUACCGGAAAAAGUUGUAGACUCCGGUGGCUUAAUUAUCUCCGGCCAGAUGUCCGGAGGGGAAAUAUUACACCUGAAGAACAACUCUUGAUCAUGGAACUACAUGCCAAGUGGGGAAACAGGUGGUCAAAAAUUGCAAAGCAUUUGCCGGGAAGAACAGAUAACGAGAUAAAGAAUUAUUGGAGGACGAGGAUUCAGAAGCACAUUAAGCAAGCAGAAAACAUGAACAGAUUAUCAUCAGAUAUUUCUGAUCAGCACAAUAAUGACCAACAAGCAAGCACAAGCCAAGCAUCUAUUGGUCCUCCAGAUACCAUUGAAACCUACUCUGGAAAUAAUAAUAACAACAAUAAUAUUAUGGGCACUAAUUUCCAUCAUCAGGGCAAUUUUUCAACUGAAACAAAUGAAAAUAUUUGGAGCAUGGAGGAACUUUGGUCCAUGCAAUUGCUUAAUGAUGCAACCAACUAAUAAUUAAUAAUUAAUAAUCAUCAAUUAAUUAAUUAAGCUGCUAGCUAGCUUGCUACUAUGUAAAGUGUUAAAAAAUUCCCAAUUAUAUUCCAAUACCUAUGCUUCUUCGUGAUCAAUCUGAGUGUAAUAUACAAUGCUAAACUUUUAUUACUCUAUUUUUACAAUAUAUAAUACUAAUGGAAUGUACAUAUUUUGUUUUU
This is a messenger RNA of Capsicum annuum, 909 nucleotides long. Its product is annotated as MYB-like transcription factor EOBI. The transcript is spliced from 3 exons. The record is from RefSeq and is a predicted model, not a curated record. Gene Ontology annotation, biological process: regulation of DNA-templated transcription. Gene Ontology annotation, molecular function: sequence-specific DNA binding; DNA-binding transcription factor activity. Bases 101 to 709 code for a protein of 202 amino acids. NCBI's taxonomy places the organism in Eukaryota, Viridiplantae, Streptophyta, Magnoliopsida, Solanales, Solanaceae. Gene Ontology annotation, cellular component: nucleus.